AUGCGAUGCGAAGCACGAAUCUUCGAAAAAACGGUACUUCGUAGAAAACGACAUCAUGAUAUAAUUUUACGCGUUAAUGAUACUGAUUUUACUCAAAUUGAACAUCAAAAAGCUGUUGAUACAUUUAAAUCAGCUGAAAGCUCUGUUAUUUUGGUAGUUCGUCGUUUAGCACCGCCGACUGUGGAGGAAGUCGUAUUGGAAAAAAUGUCAAACGUUGGCUUAGGUUUUUGCAUUUGUGGUGGAAUUAAUCAGGAAUAUGUUAAAGGUGAUUAUGGUAUAUUCAUAACGAAUAUAAUUCCAGACAGUGUAGCCGAUAACAAUGGAAGAUUAAAAGUUGGCGAUCGUUUAAUGAGUGUACAAUCGAUGCUUUUUUUCCAUGUAGAAAAACCAUUAUAA
This is a messenger RNA of Rotaria sp. Silwood1, 396 nucleotides long. Lineage: Eukaryota; Metazoa; Rotifera; Eurotatoria; Philodinida; Philodinidae. The record is from the annotation of a GenBank genome assembly.